GAGACUUGAGGAGAGGCGGAUUUAAGGAGUGGUAUUGGGUGGAGGUGUCCUGCUGGUGACUGUCGCUGUUGCCUUGCCGCCGCCAUGCCCGUCAAAGGAGGCACCAAGUGCAUCAAGUACCUGCUCUUCGGCUUCAACUUCAUUUUCUGGCUUGCAGGGACAGCAGUUCUUGCCAUUGGGCUAUGGCUUCGAUUUGAUUCACAGACCAAAAGCAUCUUUGAGCUGGAAUCCAACAACACAACGUUUUACACAGGAGUUUACAUCCUGAUUGGAGCUGGUGCUCUUAUGAUGCUGGUUGGUUUCUUGGGAUGCUGUGGUGCAUUGCAGGAAUCCCAGUGCAUGCUUGGCUUGUUCUUCCUCUUCCUUUUUGUGAUUUUUGCCCUUGAAAUUGCUGCUGCCAUCUGGGGAUUUGCAAAUAAAGAAAAGGUUGUUGAAGAGCUAAAGGACUUCUACAAGGAAACCUACAACAAGAGAUCUCAACCAGCUGCCAGAGAGACCCUGAAAGCAUUUCAGUUUGCUCUGGACUGCUGUGGUCUUACAGGUGCACUUGAGCAACAAUUCCAGGAGACCUGUCCCAAGAAGAACUUCUUAGAGUCAAUUUCAACAAUGUCGUGCCCUGCUGCCAUCGAUGAUGUCUUCAAUUCAAAACUGAAUGUGAUUGGAGCAGUUGGCCUUGGCAUUGCUGUCAUAAUGAUCUUCGGCAUGAUCUUCAGUAUGGUUCUGUGCUGCGCUAUCCGCAAGAACAGAGAAAUGGUCUAAGCUUAAAGAAACAAAACCCAACCACCAAGACUGCUGCACUAUAAAAAACCUUUCUCAUUAACUUUAGAGUUCUGAAAGCAUUUCUAAACAAAGUUAUAUUUGUUACCUUUUUAAUGCUUUAUUUGGUACUGAUGUAGGUCUGCUGUUUGUGUUCUAGGUUACAAAUGACCAAGGUAUAUCUUGACUUCAGGCAAAUAUUGUAUAUAAAAUAUCUGACUUUCUUGAAACUUACUUAAUUUGGAUGUAAUUUAUGUUGGAGACAAUUUGAUACUUUAAUAAAGAGUAAGAUGUAUUCUA
Messenger RNA from Pogoniulus pusillus (Red-fronted tinkerbird), 1056 nucleotides. RefSeq names its product CD9 molecule (gene CD9). The record is from RefSeq and is a predicted model, not a curated record. Lineage: Eukaryota; Metazoa; Chordata; Aves; Piciformes; Lybiidae. The coding region runs from base 85 to 759 and encodes 224 amino acids. The transcript has 8 exons. Gene Ontology annotation, cellular component: plasma membrane.